UCAGGCAGUGAUCAUCAUUGUCCGCACCCUCAUCAUCUCUUUCUCCCUCUUUACCACACAGCACCCUACCCACCUCUCUCUCUCUCUCUCUCUCUCUCCCUCCCUCCCUCUCUCUCUCCCUCUCUCAGGGGAGACAGUGUUGUUGUUUGUUGUUUUAAGCCCCGGUUUGGUCCCACCACUCUCAGGAGAGAAGAGAAGAGAGAGCAGAAGUCUGUUAUGGCCCGCUGACUGGGACUACAUGGGACAGCCCACUCCAGGGAGCAUCUGAUGGGAUUAUAACACUCUUUCCAGCUUUUUUCUUUCUUCCUCCUACUCAGAAUAACUCUGCUCAUUCUGUUGGUAGUCCACUUUCACAGAGGCAAAACUGUGUUCAGUGGGACAAGUUUGCGUUGACGUUGAAUACCUGGAGGUUGUUGUUGAGGAAUUCGGCUUUGACAGUUUGAAGCUCACUUGGACGAAUUCAAGCUUGGUGUUUCCUAUUUAGGAGUACGAAAGAGAGAGAGAAAAAAUACAAGAGAAGCGUUUAUCUUGGCACAUCUGUGGUGAGCCGAAAGGAGAACCAGUGAGGAAUUAGUCCCAGAUGAGCACUGACAGCUGACACCAUCCUCAGUUUCAUUAGAUUUGAUUCGGCCCCAUACUUUCACAUACAGUGAGGCGAUAUGCUAUCUCGCUGUGCAAUAGGUCUUUAACAGCCAAGACUCUUUGCCUUUUUAGGCUGUUCACGUGCACACACUCGCACACACUCUGAGUUGAACCUUUCUGAUUUUCCUUCCAAACAAAUGGACAUAUCCGUACAGCUGGGACCCAAACCAGAACAGCCAGUUAAUUUUUUCUUUCUUAUGCACUUUGGUUCAUGGAUUUUGCACUGAGCUGGAAGUGAAUCAUUUCUAACAAUUAGGUUUUAUGUGAUAAACGCAGACUCAACAGGCCUGGCUUAUUGUUGCUCACACUCCCAUUCUUGCUCCUGUCAGGUGCAGCUGAUGAGUUUUGCUGUUUUGCAUGUUGCAGUUGUUUUGCAUUCGUCCUUCUUGGAUCUGUUUUUCCUGCUCCGUCCCGUCAAGGGAACCUGCCUCCCGAUGCCAUAACUUGUGACGGCAGUCGACAUAAAGGAAUUUGUGCAGACUCUCUUUCUGAUUCCGGACAGUAUGGGGGCUUUGCUCACACGGCAGAAGUUAUUUUUCUUUAUUGACGCAGAAGCUGGUGCUUUGACGAUUCUCUAAACUCAGCCAAACUUUUUUUGAACCCGCCAAUAAAAUGAUGAACAAGGAUUCUCGCUUUUCAAGGAAGAUGCACAGCAACUUCUCCACCCGCAGGCACUCAUGCAUUGGUUUUGAUGUGGAGAAUGGAUUGUCUGUGGGACGCAGCCCCCUGGACCCUCAGGCCAGCCCUAACUCUGGUCUGGCCCGACCGACCAAUUUCCCUCACAGCCAGCGGAGGGAAUCUUUCCUCUACCGCUCUGACUCCGACUUUGACCUUUCACCCAAAGGUCCCUCCAGAAACUCCUCCACUGCCAGUGACCUGGAAGAAAGCUUGAAGCAUUGGGAAGUCAACUGGUUGUCAUCUCGACAUACAGAAGACAUGAUAGUCACACCGUUUGCACAGGUCCUCGCCAGCCUGAGGACAGUCCGAAGUAACUUCGCCGUCAUAACCGGCCAGCAAGAUCGCACGGCCAGCAAAACACGAUCUUCAGGCAGCAACCCACCAUCCAUGUGCAAGACCAGCCUCGCAGAGGAGCCUCACCAGCAGCUGGCCAUAGAGACUCUAGAUGAGCUGGACUGGUGUCUGGAGCAACUAGAGACGCUGAAAACCCGACACUCUGUCAGUGAGAUGGCUUCCAACAAGUUCAAGAGGAUGCUGAACCGAGAGCUCAGCCAGCUGUCAGAAGCCAGCCGUUCAGGGAACCAGGUGUCUGAAUUCAUCUCCAGCACCUUUCUGGAGAAACAACAUGACAUGGACAUCAUGUCUCCCCCGACCAAGGAGAAAGACAAGAAAAAGCGUCCUAUGUCCCAGAUCAGCGGUGUGAAGAAGGCCACCCACAGUCCCAGCCUUGCUCCUUCAACCAUUCCUCGAUUUGGGGUCAAUGCUAGCCAGGAAGGACUCCUAGCUAAGGAACUUGAGGAUAUAAAUCGAUGGGGUAUUGACAUCUUUAAGGUCUCUGAGUAUUCUGGGAAUCGCCCACUGACAGUCACCAUGUACACCAUUUUCCAGGAACGUGAUCUGCUGAAGUCCUUUAAGAUUCCAGUGGAUACUUUCAUUACCUUCAUGAUGACUUUGGAGGACCACUAUCAUGCUGAUGUGGCCUACCACAACAACAUCCAUGCUGCAGACGUGGUCCAAUCAACACACGUGCUGCUGUCCACACCUGCACUGGAGGCUGUGUUUACUGAUCUGGAGAUCCUCGCUGCGCUGUUCGCCAGCGCCAUCCACGACGUGGAUCACCCCGGAGUUUCCAAUCGGUUUCUCAUCAACACCAACUCAGAGUUGGCCCUGAUGUACAAUGACUUGUCAGUGCUAGAGAAUCACCACCUGGCUGUAGGCUUUAAGCUUCUGCAGGAAGACAACUGUGAUAUUUUUCAGAAUCUCAACAAAAAGCAGCGUCAGUCGCUUCGCAAAAUGGUCAUCGACAUGGUGCUCGCCACAGAUAUGUCCAAACACAUGAACCUGUUAGCAGACCUGAAGACCAUGGUGGAGACUAAGAAAGUCACCAGCCUGGGAGUCCUGCUUUUAGACAACUAUUCAGAUCGCAUACAGGUUCUUCAGAACAUGGUACACUGUGCAGACCUGAGUAACCCGACCAAACCUCUCGAGCUGUACCGCCAGUGGACAGACCGCAUCAUGGUGGAGUUCUUCACACAGGGAGACAGAGAGAGAGAGAAAGGCAUGGAGAUCAGCCCCAUGUGCGACAAGCACAAUGCUUCAGUAGAAAAGAACCAGGUGGGUUUCAUCGACUACAUCGUUCAUCCUCUGUGGGAAACAUGGGCCGACCUGGUGCACCCAGAUGCGCAGGACAUCCUGGACACGCUGGAGGAUAACAGAGAGUGGUAUCAGAGCAUGAUCCCCCACAGCCCAUCACCUCACCCAGAGGGCCAGGAGGAGGAGGAGGAGGAGGAAGAUGCCUUUGCAGGGGAAGCUUCGGCACACGGUCGGGGUAGCGGGUCUGCUUCUGCUGACAAGUUUCAGUUUAAGCUGACCUUAGAAGAAGAGGGGGAGUCUGACACAGAGAGCCCACCUGAGGAAGAGGAGGGCCACAGCAGCAGCAGGAGGCAUGAAAUCUACAGAUCCGAUUCGGCCUCUCCUGCAUCUCGAAGGCUUCCCAAAAUCCUUACAAGUGACUCGGGCAGGACGUUUUCGUUAGACUCAGAGAAAGAUAUGGCAGAAGAAAGAGAAACGGACGAAGGCGUCUCUGGGGUUCCACGCUUUCGAAUUGGCACAUAGCACCAGUCAAUAGUUUCGACUCUUUCGACUUUCUUUUGUUUAAUUAUUCUUGAUUUCAGUGCCUCGCCCUCUGUCACACCCCACCUUCCACUUCGAGCAAACGCCACCACCUCUGUUUUUCUACAGAUGGGGUUUAAGAGCAGGACUCAAGGUGGGGAGUACGGGAGUGCGGGAGGCUGUGGGGGAGGACUGAGAAAGUCUGCAGUUUUACACAGCAGUCACUUGCACUGGAGAGAGACAGAUAGGCCCAGUCGCUGUUCCAGUAAGGACAGGAAAUCUGUGUCUCUCACUCAGACAAAUUGUGGCUGAAGUUCCACAGAGACGAUAAGAAGUUAGAAAAAUACAUGCUUUUCUACCAGCUAGCCUAAAGUCCGCUACGACUAAAGACAGACGUGUCUUCCGCUAACGGAGUAUUUUUUUGUGUGAAAGAAGCGAGGAAGUGAUGAAUGACCGCGAAAACACAACAAAGUCUUUUAAGACUUCUUGCCAAACUUGCAAAUACUGGUUUGCCUGCCUUUUGGGGGUUUUUUUGGUUUUUCAUUUUUAGUAAGUUUUUUUUUUUUUUAAUUCAGUUGUCUGUUAUUUAGAUUCACACACAGUAAAUUGAAGCUACAGCUAACAGCAAACUUGAAAGAAGUGUAAGCAAAUUCAUAGCACAAAAAGAAGAGCUAUGAAGGAUUUUUUUUUUUUUGCAAGACACCUUAAAUGUAGCAGAUAUUUGAAGUGACUCUAUCACUGUGUUUGUAUACAUGCAGUAGCACUCCUUUCAGCUGGUGUUACACAGCCGAUUUAAUUGUACUCAGCAGGCAAGUUGCUUUAAUGAUUAUAACGACUGAGCUGGCACCGCAUAUUAUUUUUCAUGUUUUCAGAUGUAUUAUUUCCAUUUUUAAUAAUCUUAAUGAGAUAUAGUCAGCAACAAAACUGAGCCAGGGUCAGUGUAGCGCUAGGCGUUCUAGGAGUUACAUCCAGAGCGAUGUGGGCUGUGGUUAUGGUGCCUCCCAGUGUCCACAUGUGGAACUGAAGUUCUGGUACUGUGGUAAAUGAUUUGCAAGUUCUUACAUUGAAAACAUAUUUAACUGCAGGACUACCCAAAAAAAUGUCGGUUAUUUUUCUGUUUUUGUUGCUUUAUUGUUUGGAUUAUUUUUAUUUGACUUGAUGUUUGGCGCCCAUUUUAUCAGUUUGCCUUCAAGUUUUAGCACUUUGCAGUUUUGUUCAUAGGUAGCCUUCGUUUUUGUCUGUUUUUAAGGGCUCGAGCCAAAACAUGAACUCAUUGGAGGCUUUUGACUGAGAAACACUAACUAGCACAGACAUCAUGCAAAAAAAAAAAAAAAAAAAAAAAACAUAAAAAGAAAAAAACUCAGUGUCACAGUAGAGUUACGAGUACAUUAAGCUAUUAGAGUUCCAUUAUUCUUACUACACAGCAUCUACCUACUGAAAUAGUGUUUUUGGUAACAUCCACUAGCAUAGAUUACUGCACUAAUGAGGGCAGUGUCUUGAUGAGGUUGUAAUGACAGAUGUUAGCAUCGCUGUAACUGUAAAAACCCAGGAGGUUACAAAGAGCCAGUUCCCUGUGCCUGAAUCUCCCCUCUUUUUUUUCCCUCUCAUUGAUCAGUACUUUGCUCUCCACAGGGACACGCCGGUAGUCAAUGACAAAACAAGUGCCAAGCAAGCAUGACACAACCCGUACUGUAAUUUCCAUUUUGCCACUGGCUACUUUCCAUCAGUGACUGAUAAAGUUGGUUGAUUGUAGCACCCAGUGUGCCAAUCUGACCUCAGUGUCUCUGCUCCUUUUUCUCUCUCACUGAACUCCUGUUCAAACCGUAACAGUAACUGAUAUUGUCUUAAAACAGUGACGUGUUUGUUGUCUGGGUGAAUGAGUUUUCUUUCUCAUUUUUUUCUUUUUCUUUUCUUUCUUUUUUUUUUGAAGUAUUUGCUAAAAAGAAGAAAAAAACUCAAAGCACUUUGUACGGUUCUCUCACACUUCUGCACUUUUCUGUUGACGGACAGCCUGGUAGUUUAAUUGAACUGGAUGAGCUGGACCAUUGACGCUCAGAAGGGCUGAAGUUCCUUGUCUUGUCUUUUCUUUUCUUUUCUUUGGUCCUUUUUAUAAUGAACUAAUUGACUGUGCAAAAGAAGUGUUUUGUUGAGAUGCGUGACAUUAGCUGCCGGAUUCAAACACUAUGAAAGUAAUGCAGAGAACUUACUAAACUCAUCCUGUCGAGAAACUUUUUUAUUACCAUGAAACAGUGUAACUUAUUUUUUAAAUGUGUGACUGAGCUUUCUUUCUUCCUUUUUUUUUGUUUUUUUGAAGCCUUAUUUUUAACUUGGGAUUUUUUUCUGGUCACUGACAUGCUGGAGUAAAACAUGUGCAAUCCUUCCUGUAGCCGACGACUCAACUCUCAAGGAUGCCUUCAACACUAAAGGACUAUUUAACAACAUUAUAACCAGCACAACAUGCAAAGAGUCAGUGUGUGUCUCUCUGCGUGUCACUAAUUCAUUGUGUUCUUUUUCCUCACAGUACUUUGUGUACAGUUUAUUUAUUGCUUCUGUAUUACCUGUCAGCAACGAUGUGACAGAGAAGCAGCUUUUGUUUUAGUCUAAGGUUUUAAUACUCACACGUAGUUUCAUGUAUGAGAAACUUUUCCUUUUCACUUCUAAUAUAACAUUAUACAUGAGCAAAUACUCACUUUCACUUUUCUCUUGGUGUAAAAAUUGCUGAGUGACAGAUUUCCGUCUGGGUUUUCUGGAUCACGUCCUAUCGCCUGUCUUCCUCUGGCAUCACUGAUCUGAUCGCAUCACGUGUUCAUAAAGGAUCUCGGAGUACGUGCGCUCAUCUGAAAGCUCUUUGACUCUUAGUGAAGAUGUCACGUUGUCGAACAGUCUCAACAGCCAACCAAGACCAGUAUUUCUGUGCGUGGAGAUUUUUAUGAAUGUGUGUCAUAAACUGAAACUCUGCAGCUUUGACAAUCCAACUCUGCUGUUUAACUGUGGCUGCGUUAGCCCUCUGUCCAACUAGAACUGUAUGCCUUGCCAAUAAAGGAAAAGCUCUUCA
Molecule: messenger RNA, 6487 nt
Organism: Pelmatolapia mariae (spotted tilapia)
Lineage: Eukaryota; Metazoa; Chordata; Actinopteri; Cichliformes; Cichlidae
Gene: pde4ca
Product: phosphodiesterase 4C, cAMP-specific a
Exons: 16
Coding region: 1255-3435 (726 amino acids)
Biological process (GO): signal transduction
Cellular component (GO): cytosol; nucleus; perinuclear region of cytoplasm
Molecular function (GO): 3',5'-cyclic-AMP phosphodiesterase activity
Source: RefSeq, a predicted model, not a curated record